UGUACGUCACGUGAGCUAUGGACCGGAAGUUGACGGCAAAACAUCAUGGCGGCAGCAACCAAAUGUAAUUUGUGAGAUUUUCCAUUCGCCACAAACUUUUCUCGCCGGGCGACAAGACAAGAAAGCAGCAAAAACAUGUUUGUUUAACAGCCUCGGGGAGAUUAAGUCCGAAGUGGACGAAAGCGUCUGAGUCGUCGCAUUUGGAGUCCCGGAAGAAACGCGUCCAAACAUUCCUCCAAGACACGCCCAUCUCUAAUGCAACUCGUGAUUUUGCUUCUUCAAGACGCUGCGCCGUCAGGCCACUUGAUUAGCGGCCGCCAUGUCCGCGGACGCGCCUGCAUCGGACGCAGCGCCGUUUUUGUCUGACGACAGCGAGGCGGCAUCAGCAGAGGAGGAGGAAGUGGAAGUGCAGCGUCGGGAUGCGGUGCAGAAUGAGGAGCUUAGUGGCGUGACGCCAGUGCGUGCUGUGCUGACCGUCCUGAUCCUGUGCUACGUUAACCUGCUCAACUACAUGGAUAGAUUCACCAUCGCAGGUGUGCUUCCCGACAUUGAGCGUUAUUUUGGAAUCGAUGACAGCAAAUCGGGUCUGCUCCAGACGGUCUUCAUCUGCAGUUACAUGUUCCUGGCGCCGCUCUUCGGUUACCUGGGCGACCGCUACAACCGCAAGUUGAUCAUGAGCGUCGGCAUCACUUUCUGGUCCGUUGUCACGCUUGCCAGCUCCUACACGCCCAAGGAGCACUUCUGGGCACUGCUGCUGACACGAGGCUUGGUGGGCGUAGGCGAGGCCAGUUACUCCACCAUUGCGCCCACCAUCAUCGCCGACCUCUACGUCAAGGACCGCCGCACAAACAUGCUGUCUGUCUUCUACUUUGCCAUUCCCGUCGGCAGUGGCCUGGGCUACAUCGUGGGCUCCCAAGUCAGCAACGUGGCCAAGGACUGGCACUGGGCUCUGAGGGUGACGCCGGGGUUGGGUCUGGUGGCCGUGCUGCUUCUGGUCCUGGUGGUGCAGGAGCCCAAACGCGGGUGCGUAGAAGCUCGGUCCGAACAUCAGCUUCAUCACAGCAGCUGGACAGACGACGUGCGAGCGCUGAGCAGGAACCCGAGCUUCGUGCUGUCCACGUUGGGCUUCACGGCCGUGGCCUUUGUUACGGGCUCCCUGGCGCUGUGGGCGCCCACCUUCCUGUUCAGGGCGGCCAUGUUUACGGGUGAACGCGCACCCUGCCAGGAAGCUCACUGCUCAUCCUCGGACAGUCUGAUUUUCGGCGCCAUCACAUGCGUGACGGGCGUGCUGGGCGUGGCCAGCGGAGUCCAAAUCAGUCGUCGGCUCCGAAGCCGAACGCCGCGCGCUGACCCGCUGGUAUGUGCUGCCGGCCUGCUGCUCUCGGCGCCCUUCCUCUACCUCGCUGUGGUCUGUGCCCAGGCCAGCACCGUCGGCACUUAUGUGUUUAUUUUCCUGGGCGAGACCUUGUCCAUGAACUGGGCCAUCGUGGCGACAUUCUGCUGUAUGUGGUGGUUCCCACGCGGCGCUCCACGCCGAGGCAUUUCAGAUCGUCAUCUCGCAUCUUCUUGGAGAUGCCGGAAGUCCUUAUCUCAUCGGAGUGGUGUCGGACUCCUUGAGGAAACGGGAUCCUUCCUGUGGCAGUUUCUCCUUCAACUUUCUUUGCUGCUCUGCGCCUUCGUGGCCGUCGGGGGCGGAGCCUUCUUCCUGGCCACCGCCCUCUUCAUCGAGCAAGAUCGCCACCGAGCAGAGAACUUUACCCCCGCAGAUGACGGGCCCAUCCGGGUGCCCAAAAGUGGGCGAUCCACUCUGGUUCCAGUGUCCAGCGUUCUGAUUUGACGGCCUGCCAGCCGUCUUUUCCCAGUGGGAGGGAGCAGCCGCUGACAUUUUUAUCACUUUUUUUUAUUUGAGACGAGUCAGCAGCGAACUCUAAUGACUCCAUAUCUCCAGAAAAAGGGUUUUUUUUUAUAAGAAAAGACCACUUUUAGGAUACUCAACUGUUUGUGCGGUCUUUUAGGAUACUAGUGUUGACCUUCCUUAACUUGCUAUGCUUCUGUUAAGGUGUUCAACUUUCUGCUCUUGUAGUUACCGGCGUUUGUCAUUUUCUCACCUGCGUGAGAGUUAGCUUGCUAACUGGCUUCUUAGAUCAACCGAAUAAACCAAGAUAAGUUGUUUACCUCCUUCA
Molecule: messenger RNA, 2183 nt
Organism: Syngnathus acus (greater pipefish)
Lineage: Eukaryota; Metazoa; Chordata; Actinopteri; Syngnathiformes; Syngnathidae
Gene: spns1
Product: spinster homolog 1 (Drosophila)
Biological process (GO): transmembrane transport
Cellular component (GO): membrane
Molecular function (GO): transmembrane transporter activity
Source: RefSeq, a predicted model, not a curated record